CUUGCAGUCUGCCAUGGGCAGCACGGUGGUCGUGCUGGGAGGGGGCAUCAGCGGCUUAGCCGCCUGCUAUCACCUGUGCCGCGCCCCGCGCCCCCCGAAGGUGAUCCUGGUCGAGGCCAAGGAGCGUGUGGGAGGCUGGAUCCGCUCGGUCCGUGGGCCCGAUGGCGCCGUGUUCGAACUCGGGCCUAGGGGAAUCCGGCCCGCAGGAGUCCUGGGGGCCCGAACCCUACAGCUAGUGUCCGAGCUCGGCUUAGAAUCCGAGGUGCUGCCAGUCAGGGGUGACCACCCCGCCGCCCGCAACCGGUUCCUGUAUGUGAGGGGGGCGCUGCACCCGCUUCCCUCGGGACUCAGGGGCCUGUUCCGCCGCAGCCCGCCCUUCUCCCAAGCGCUGCUCUGGGCUGGGCUCCGGGAGUUGAUCGCAAAGCGCGGCGAGGGCCCCGAUGAGACAGUGCAUAGUUUCACGGAGCGCCGCCUGGGAUCUGAGGUGGCAGCUUUGGCCAUGGACAGCUUGUGCCGAGGAGUGUUUGCAGGGGACAGUCGGCAGCUCAGCGUGAGAUCCUGUUUUCCCAGCAUCUUCCGUGCAGAGCGGACCCAUGGAUCCGUGUUACUGGGGUUGCCUCUGAUGGCCGACCGGACCCCACAGCCCGAUUCUCAUCUUACCCGCCAGGCCCGGGCUGAGUGCUGGAGCCAGUGGUCGCUGCGUGGGGGACUGGACACAUUGCCACAGGCCCUGGAUGACUACCUGAGCUCUCAGGGGGUCCACAUCCUCCGUGAGCAGCCAGUCUAUGCCCUCAGCCUCCAGCCCGGGGGCCGAUGGAAGGUGACCCUUAGGGACAGCAGCCUGGAGGUGGACCAUGUGGUCAGUGCCUUGCCAGCCACAGUGCUCAGCCCACUGCUGCCUGCUGAGGCCGCGCCCCUAGCUGCCAUCCUGUCCACCAUCCGCGCUGUGUCUGUGGCUGUGGUGAACCUACAGUUCCGAGAUGCCCAUCUACCCGUGCAGGGGUUCGGACAUCUGGUGCCAUCCUCCGAGGACCCAUGUGUGCUGGGGAUCGUGUAUGACUCUGUGGCGUUUCCCGAGCAGAAUGGGAGCCCCCCGGGCGUGCGAGUGACUGUGAUGCUGGGAGGGUCCUGGAUGCCCGUGGGGGGCCCUGAACAGUUUCAGCAGCAGGCGUUAGAAGCCACAAGCCGGCAGUUAGGGCUCAAGGGGCCCCCCAGCCAAUGCCUGGUGCACAUCCACCAGGACUGUAUCCCCCAGUACACACUGGGCCACUGGCAGAAACUGGAAGCUGCGACCCAGUUCCUGGCCACCCAAAGGCUGCCCCUAACUCUGGCUGGAGCUUCUUUCCAGGGAGUGGCUGUCAACGAGUGCAUAGAGAGUGGGCGCCAGGCAGCCAUGCAGGUCCUGGGUGGCAUCACAGAACCCUGAGCACCCCACUGUUCCAUUUGUCCCUAUCCAGAAAAUAAAUUCAGGUGUGCUGUA
Molecule: messenger RNA, 1480 nt
Organism: Suncus etruscus (white-toothed pygmy shrew)
Lineage: Eukaryota; Metazoa; Chordata; Mammalia; Eulipotyphla; Soricidae
Gene: PPOX
Product: protoporphyrinogen oxidase
Exons: 12
Coding region: 14-1426 (470 amino acids)
Biological process (GO): heme biosynthetic process
Cellular component (GO): mitochondrial inner membrane
Molecular function (GO): protoporphyrinogen oxidase activity, oxygen as acceptor
Source: RefSeq, a predicted model, not a curated record